Portunus trituberculatus (swimming crab) is the source of this 759-nucleotide messenger RNA. RefSeq lists its product as uncharacterized. Lineage: Eukaryota; Metazoa; Arthropoda; Malacostraca; Decapoda; Portunidae. The transcript has a single exon. Bases 1 to 759 code for a protein of 252 amino acids. The record is from RefSeq and is a predicted model, not a curated record.
AUGGCCGCCGAUACCUGCGACAUUAGCGAGGAACAGCAACACAAGGGCUGCCGAGCCUGCUUCGGCUGGCUCUUCCGGUUGUUCCGGGGGCGGCGCGGGCGCCGCUCCCAGGAACACCACGCUUCCUGCACAUCAGCUAAUGAUGUGCAGGAAGAGCUGGAGUCUAAGACCGUGCCAGCGAAAAUGUCACGCGAUGACCUCCUGUCGUGUGUCAUGGAGGUGGCGGAGGAGCAGCAGGAAUACAUGGAGGCCAAGAGCGUGGUGGAGGAGCAAAAGGGCAAGGCCGCCCUGACCUGGGCCGAGGAAGUGGCCCAGGCAGAGGAGCGAGGCCUGGAUGUAUUUGCCCCGGUCAGUGACGCCUUUCUCGAAGUAUUGCGUCACUUUGCUCCCGCCACACUGACUCAGGGCGAGGCGGCGCCCUCCGACCACGGCAGCGCUAGAAGUGCUGCAGUCACCGCGACACGUGCAGCCCGGCGAAGGGCCCGCAGGAAGGCGCUAGCGGCCCGUAGAGCGAGAAGCGAGGCUCCCGUAGCGAAUGACGGGAUUACCGAUGCUGCAGCCGCGACACCUGCAGCCGCUGAGAUCGUCAGCGAAACAAGCUCCUCAGCGGAGGAAACUGCUGCAGCGGCAGCAAUGACUCGCGGGAUGAGCGCCUCAGCGGAGGCAGACGACGCUGCAGCCAACGCGAAGAGCUGCACGAUGAGCUCGUCCAAGAAGCGAAGGGCGCGUAGGAGGGCAGCGGCUGCCUCUAUGCGAUGA